Molecule: messenger RNA, 1077 nt
Organism: Armigeres subalbatus
Lineage: Eukaryota; Metazoa; Arthropoda; Insecta; Diptera; Culicidae
Exons: 4
Coding region: 1-1077 (358 amino acids)
Source: RefSeq, a predicted model, not a curated record
AUGGGUCAGACGACCGAAAACAUCGUUUCGACGAAAAUGCCGUUUGUAGGGAUAAAUCGAUACAACCCGCCCAGCCUGGCCCCAGCCCUGGGCCCAGUCUGCCCGUCCAGCCCUGGCCAGCCUGGCCCCAGCCCACCAGCUCUGGCUAGCCCCGCCCCAGCCCCGCUCAGCCCUGGCCCCAGCCCAGCCCCGUUCCAGCCCUGGCUCAGCCCGCCUCAGUCCUGGCUCAGCUCAGCCCGUCUGUGCCCCGCUCAGCCCCGCUCCAGCCCGCCCCAGCCCCAGCCUGCCCGCCCAGCCGUGCCUGCCCCUGGGCCCCAGCUGCCUGGGCUCAGCCCCCGCCCCCUGCCUGCCCGCCUCAGCCUGCUCAAAGCCCCGCCUCAGCCACCGCUCUGCCCGUGCCUCAGCCCGCUCAGCCCGGCCUCAGCCUGCCUCAGCCUCAGCCGCCUCAGCCUGCCUCAGCCUGCCUGCCUCAGCCUGCUCCCAGCCUGCUCAGCCCAGCCUGCUCAGCCCCCGCCCAGCCUGCUCAGCCAGCCUGGCUCAGCCUCACCAGCCUGCCCAGCCCACCAGCCAGCCUGGGGGCGAACGGUCGAAGCCAGACCACCCUACGAGACGCUACAACGAGUGCGGAGACAUCACACAUUGUCAGGGGGCGAACGGUCAAACCUGACCACCCUGAAGACUGCCGGUGCCAGCAACCGUGGUAGCAGUAAUACCGUUAUACGAACACUCGUGCAGCCGUACGACGGCUCUGCCGAGGGGCUGGACGCAUUUUUGGAUGCCACUAACUUGUUAGAGGAGAUAACAGCAAACAAUAUGGUACCCAGGGCCAUAAAAUUCUUGAAAACACGUCUUACUGGCAAAGCCAGGCUGGGAUUACCAGAAAACCUCAACACAAUUGACGAACUAGCGCAAAACGUCAAACAACGAUGCGCUAACAAAAUCACACCAGACAAUGUGGUGGCAAAACUGAGAGCGGUUAAGCAGAAAGGAUCUGUAGAAAAUUUUUGCGACGAAGUAGACACGCUUACAAACAAACUGAAGGCGGUCUACAUCGAGCAGGGUAUUCCAUGCAAUUAG